UUCACAAGGUUGACGGAAAAUGCUCUGUGCUUUUGUUGUGAUUGCUACGAUCCUGUUGUCUGAUCAUUUGAUUACAAACAGUACUUUGUAGUUCGCUUCUUAUCGCGGCCAGGUCACCUCUGACCAUGCAUCACUGGGGUUUCUCGUCUCAAAGAUGCUGAGAAGCCAACAGCAGUCACCUUGAUGGGCAGCAAGGAGCGUUACACCAAUAACCGGAUGAGAUCCCCUCAUUCGGGUUUUCUCUGAAUAAGUAAAGACCCAUAUUUAUAAUAACCGCAGACCAGAGUUCAGUGUUGCUGCGUCCUUGCAGAUGCAGUCUUCUUUGCAUCCAAUCCAUCCGGCAACAUUUCUGACUUUGCUCAAGAGCUGUGAGGUAAUGGCAGCUGCCAGCACAAGCAGGCCUGGCAGUGCCCAGACCACUGAGAAGUCUCAGUUGAUCUUGAAAGUGGUGUCGGCGAAGCCCCAGUCUCCCAAGCUGCCAAACCGACCCUCCCGCCUCAGCUCCUUUGUCGAGGUCACAGCAGACGGCCUGACAAGCGAAACCAAAAAAACGGGCAAACGCAGCGGACACCUCGAGCUGCAGUGGAACGAAGACCUCACCCUUAAUGUGACGCCUCAGAGUCGCCUGGAUCUGAAGCUGUGGAGCUGCCACACCCUGAGGAAGGAGCUACUUGGCAGCGCCACCAUAGACCUGCUGGACACGCUGCGCACUCACGAUGGCAAAAUGGAGAACGUCCAGCUGAGUCUGGUGCUGCAAACGGAGAACAAAGGCACGGUUGUAGCGGGAGGCGAGCUCAACGUCUGUCUGGACGGCAUGGCUGUUGAUCUGGGCACGCUGCCCAAUGGAAGCACGGCAGCAGACAAGCUACUGCAGUCAGACCGACCCAACCUGAGGAGGACACAGAGUGAAGAGACUCCCAGUACAGCAGGAGGUCAUAGCAGGAGUAACAGGCACUCAGUGGGGGGUCCGCAGGGCGGCUCCCCGGGGGGCUCCCUGACUAACGGCGAGCUGAUGGAGGAGCAGAUGCCCGGGUCGUGCUCGUCUGGUCGCCGCCGCUCCUCCAAGAGUCACGUCAGCCCCGGGAGCAGCGCAGACAAAGUUGAGCUGACAUCUAACGGGCUGGAAGGAGGCCACAAAGGCGUGGCCCGGCACACGGCCCCGCCAUCCUCGCCGUUGGGCCAAUCACCGGCCACCGUGGCCGCUGCCAGCUGCGCCACCACCACCACCACCACCACCACCAACACCACCACCACCAGCAGCGGCAGCAGCCCCUCCCCGGGUCAGGACACCCUGGGUCCUGCCGUGCCGGCAGAGCCCGCCCCCUCCGGCGCCGAGCAGACCGGCAGCAGUGGCGCAGAACCAACCACAGAAUCUCUCCCGGCGGGCUGGGAGCAGAGGGUGCUGCCUCACGGACGGGUCUACUACGUGGACCACAACACCAAAACCACAUGCUGGGAGAGGCCGCUGCCUCCAGGCUGGGAGAAGCGAGUGGACCAGCGAGGCAGGUUCUACUACGUGGACCACAACACCAGAACCACCACAUGGCAGAGGCCCACGGCCGAGUCUGUGCGCAACUACCAGCAGUGGCAGAGCCAGCGCAACCAGCUGCAGGGCGCCAUGCACCAGUUCAGCCAGCGCUUCCUCUACCAGCCCUCCGGAGCUCCGGUGGAGAACGACCCUCUGGGCACGCUGCCUACUGGAUGGGAGAAGCGGCAGGACAAUGGCAGAAUCUACUUCGUCAACCACAACACGCGGACGACGCAGUGGGACGAUCCCCGGACCCAAGGGAUGAUCAAGGAGCACCCCCUGCCCCCGGGCUGGGAGAUGAAGUACACCGCUGAGGGAGUGCGAUAUUUUGUGGACCACAACUCACGCACCACCACCUUUAAAGACCCCCGACCCGGGUUUGAGUCAGGGUCACGGCAAGGCGGUUCACCCGGUGCCUACGACCGUAGCUUCAGGUGGAAGUACCACCAGUUCAGGUUCCUGUGCCAUUCCAACGCUUUGCCCAGCCACGUCAAGAUCUCCGUGUCCAGACAGACGCUGUUUGAGGACUCGUUCCAGCAGAUCAUGAAUGUAAAGCCGUACGACCUUCGGCGCAGACUCUACAUCAUCAUGAGAGGAGAGGAGGGGCUGGACUACGGCGGCAUCGCCAGGGAAUGGUUCUUCCUGCUGUCCCAUGAGGUGCUGAACCCCAUGUACUGUUUGUUUGAGUACGCCGGCAAGAACAACUACUGCCUGCAGAUCAACCCCGCCUCCUCCAUCAACCCCGACCACCUCACAUACUUCCGCUUCAUCGGCCGCUUCAUCGCCAUGGCUUUGUACCACGGCAAGUUCAUCGACACCGGCUUCACGCUGCCCUUCUACAAGCGGAUGCUGGACAAGAAACCCACACUCAAAGACCUGGAGUCCAUCGACCCGGAGUUCUACAACUCCAUCAUGUGGGUCAAAGACAACAAUCUGGAGGAGUGCGGCGUGGAGCUGUACUUUGCACAGGACAUGGAGAUCCUUGGGAAGGUCUCCACCCACCAGCUGAAGGACGAAGGCGAGAACGAGCUGGUCACGGAGGAGAACAAGGAGGAGUACAUCACCCUGUUGACGGACUGGAGGUUCACGCGCGGCGUGGAGGAGCAGACCAAAGCCUUCCUGGACGGCUUCAACGAAGUGGUUCCUCUGGAGUGGCUCCGCUACUUUGACGAGAAGGAGCUGGAGCUGAUGCUGUGUGGGAUGCAGGAGAUCGAUAUGGCCGACUGGCAGAAGAACACCAUCUACAGACAUUACACCAAGAACAGCAAGCAGAUCCACUGGUUCUGGCAGGUGGUGAAAGAGAUGGACAACGAGAAGAGAAUCCGUCUGCUCCAGUUUGUGACGGGGACCUGCCGGCUGCCUGUCGGAGGCUUCGCUGAGCUCAUAGGAAGUAAUGGUCCCCAAAAGUUCUGCAUAGACAAGGUGGGGAAGGAGACCUGGCUUCCAAGAAGCCACACGUGCUUCAACCGUCUGGACCUGCCGCCCUACCGGAGCCUGGAGCAGCUACGGGAGAAGCUGCUGUUCGCCAUCGAGGAGACGGAGGGAUUCGGACAGGAGUGACACGGCCCUCUGGACAGGAGAAACGCUCCAUAAAUAGGAUCGUUCUUUUCUUAUUAAUAUUAUCAUUUCUGCAUUUGGUAACAGAGCUAAAAAAAAUAAUCCGUCGUCUAUGGCCGCUCACCCAGGGGUUUGUGUGUGUGUGUGUGUGUGUGUGUGUGUGUGUGUGUGUGUGUGUGUGUGUGUGUGUGUGUGUGUCCAAAUUGAUGCCAUUGUGUAUGCCCAUAUAGGUUUAACAGGAAGGCAGACGGUUUUAUUUGCCUAGAGUGUGCCCCCCCCGUACCCAACACACACACACACACCUCCACUCACCGCUUAGAGACCCACCGAAAACCAGUAGCAGCACAGCUACCUGCAGCAUAAGGUGUCUCCCAGAGAGGACCACGGGAGGGGAGAGAGAGAGAGCACGUGUGUGUCUGUACACAACGGUUCAUGAGAAAGUGAGAUGGAAUGUGAUUUUAUUUUCAUUUUUUUUGUUAGUCUGCAUUUUGUCUUCUGUACAUAACGAAAAUAAAUGAGAUUUCAAUCUGC
Messenger RNA from Pungitius pungitius (ninespine stickleback), 3616 nucleotides. It is a transcript of the gene wwp2, whose product is annotated as WW domain containing E3 ubiquitin protein ligase 2. Gene Ontology annotation, cellular component: cytoplasm. The record is from RefSeq and is a predicted model, not a curated record. Gene Ontology annotation, biological process: proteasome-mediated ubiquitin-dependent protein catabolic process; regulation of monoatomic ion transmembrane transport; negative regulation of transcription by RNA polymerase II. NCBI's taxonomy places the organism in Eukaryota, Metazoa, Chordata, Actinopteri, Perciformes, Gasterosteidae. Bases 311 to 3088 code for a protein of 925 amino acids. The transcript has 24 exons. Gene Ontology annotation, molecular function: protein binding; ubiquitin protein ligase activity.